AUGCCUAAAGUUCGCCGCAGUCGUAAACCUCCACCAGAUGGCUGGGAAUUAAUCGAACCGACCCUUGAGGAAUUAGAACAGAAAAUGAGAGAAGCUGAAACGGAACCACAUGAAGGAAAAAGAAAACAGGAAUCACUUUGGCCGAUCUUCAAAAUCCAUCACCAGAAGUCACGCUACAUAUACGACUUGUUUUACCGACGAAAAGCUAUCAGUAGAGAAUUAUAUCAAUAUUGUUUAAAUGAAAAAAUUGCAGACGCAAACCUAAUAGCAAAAUGGAAGAAGACUGGUUAUGAAAAUCUAUGCUGUCUGAGAUGUAUACAGACUAGGGAUACUAAUUUUGCCACAAACUGUAUAUGCAGAGUGCCUAAGAGUAAGCUCGAGGAAGGUAGGAUCGUUGAGUGUGUGCAUUGUGGCUGCCGAGGAUGUUCAGGAUAG
Messenger RNA from Danaus chrysippus (African queen), 435 nucleotides. The record is from the annotation of a GenBank genome assembly. NCBI's taxonomy places the organism in Eukaryota, Metazoa, Arthropoda, Insecta, Lepidoptera, Nymphalidae.